AUGGCGGCGGCUGAGGAGCGGAGUGGCGGCGGCAGCGAAACAUGUGUCAUGGCGGCGCCGUUUUCCUUAUUCCAUCCGGGACUUUAUAAAGCGUCACGUGAACGACGGGCUGCCUGGCUGCUGAGGUGGCAGCAACAGGAGGAGGAGGAGGAGGCGGCGGCGGUGGUGGUAGCAGCAGCAGCCCCGUCCCCGCCUUCCUCUUCCCCGUCCCCGCCGCCGCUGCCGCCUCCUGCUCCCGAGGAGGCCGCGGAGGAGCCGCCGGCCCGCGAGAAGACGCCCAGCCCCGGGCUGAAGGCGACAGCAGAGGAGGAGGAGGAGGAAGAAGAAGAGGAGGAGGAGGAGGACAAAGAAGAAGAAGAGGAGGAGGAGGAGGAGAAGGGCGAGGGGGGGUCCGAGAAGGAGAAGUCCUCCGGGGAGGGGAAGGAAGAGGAGGAGGAAGAGGAGGACGAGGGCGUCUCCUUCAGCGACCCCGAAGGCUUCGAGGACGACAUCGACGAAGAAGAGUUACUUGAAGACAUCCUGCAAGAGCGUCCACAGGAGGCAGAUGGGAUCGAUUCCGUGAUCGUCGUGGAUAAUGUCCCCCAGGUCGGGCCGGACCGUCUCGAGAAACUGAAGAACGUUAUCCAUAAGAUUUUCUCCAAGUUUGGGAAAAUCACCAAUGAAUUUUACCCAGAAUCUGAUGGGCAGACGAAAGGGUAUAUUUUCCUGGAAUAUAUGUCUCCCACUCACGCUCUGGAUGCUGUGAAAAAUGCUGACGGCUACAAGCUGGACAAACAGCACACCUUCAGGGUCAACCUCUUCACUGACUUCGACAAGUACAUGAACAUCAGCGAUGACUGGGAAAUCCCCGAGAAACAGCCAUUUAAGGAUCUGGGAAAUUUGCGCUACUGGUUGGAGGACCCAGACUGUAGGGAUCAGUACAGCGUGAUCUUUGAAUCAGGAGACAGAACCUGUAUUUACUGGAAUGACGUCAAGGAGCCGGUGGCAAUAGAAGAAAGACCUCGAUGGACAGAAACCUACGUACGCUGGUCUCCGAGGGGUACCUACCUGGCUACAUUCCAUCAGAAGGGCAUUGCUCUGUGGGGCGGAGAGAAUUUCAAGCAGAUCCAGAAGUUCGGCCAUCAGGGGGUCCAGCUCAUCGACUUCUCGCCUUGUGAAAGAUACCUGGUGACCUUCAGUCCUCUGAUGGACACACAGGACGAUCCUCAAGCCAUCAUUAUAUGGGACACCCUCACUGGACAGAAGAAACGAGGAUUCCACUGCGAAAGCUCAGCCCACUGGCCCAUUUUUAAGUGGAGUCACGAUGGGAAAUUCUUUGCUCGAAUGACAUCCGAUACGCUUAGCAUCUACGAAACACCCUCAAUGGGCUUGUUGGACAAGAAGAGUUUGAAAAUCAGCGGGAUCAAAGACUUUUCCUGGUCUCCUGGUGGCAACAUCAUAGCCUUCUGGGUGCCUGAAGACAAGGACAUUCCUGCGAGGGUGACAUUGAUGCAGCUGCCCUCCAGGCAGGAGAUCAGAGUUCGGAACCUAUUUAACGUGGUGGACUGCAAGCUACACUGGCAGAAGAAUGGGGAUUACCUUUGUGUCAAAGUAGACAGGACUCCCAAGGGUACACAGGGUGUAGUGACCAACUUUGAAAUAUUCCGCAUGAGAGAGAAGCAAGUUCCAGUUGAUGUGGUAGAAAUGAAAGAAAGUAUCAUAGCCUUCGCCUGGGAGCCGAACGGAAGCAAGUUUGCCGUGCUGCACGGAGAGACGCCACGAAUAUCCUGCUCCUUCUAUCACGUAAAGAGCAACGGGAAGAUCGAGCUCAUCAAAAUCUUCGAUAAGCAGCAAGCCAACACGAUAUUCUGGAGUCCUCAAGGACAGUUUGUGGUGUUGGCUGGUCUCAGGAGCAUGAACGGUGCCUUAGCAUUCGUUGAUACAUCCGACUGCACCAUGAUGAACAUCGCUGAACAUUACACAGCCUCGGACGUGGAAUGGGAUCCUACCGGCCGAUACCUCGUGACUUCAGUGUCCUGGUGGAGUCACAAGGUGGACAACGCCUUCUGGCUGUGGACUUUCCAAGGCCGUCUCCUCCAGAAGAAUAACAAAGACCGGUUCUGCCAGUUGCUGUGGAGACCCCGGCCUCCUACUUUGCUCACCCAGGAUCAAAUAAAGCAAAUCAAGAAGGACCUGAAGAGAUACUCCAAAAUUUUUGAGCAGAAAGAUCGUCUGAGCCAAUCCAAAGCGUCAAAGGAGCUGGUUGACAGGAGGCGGACAAUGAUGGAGGAGUUCAAGAAAUACCGAAAGAUGGCGCAGGAGCUGUACAUGGAGCAAAGGAACGAGCGGCUGGAGCUACGAGGAGGAGUGGACACAGAUGAGCUAGACAGCAACGUAGAAGACUGGGAGGAGGAGACCGUUGAAUUUUUUAUCAAUGAAGAAAUUAUCCCCGUUACAGAGUCGGAGUAGUCCGAAAGCCGUGCCCCCACCAUAUCUUGUACCAAGAAAGGAGUCAUUCGUUUUUUCAGAAGGUCUUUACACAUCUUCGGAAAUUUUUACAGAUCCAUAUUUCUCUCUCUGGACGGUGAAUGCGCAGAGUUCGUUCAGUCUGACACACUGUAGUGCCUUUUCCACCUUCACUGCCUACAGUGGGGUCCUUUGAAAGGCACUGCUUUUAAAUUUUUAUUCCUUAUCGGAGGGGAGGGUCAGGUUUUCUUUUUUUUACAAAAGACACCCGCCCACCAGCAUUUGCCGCUUUAACGCUCCAGCAGCGCUCCCUGUGACUCGAGUCGCUUGGAACUGCCACCUCCCCCACGGGCAGCCCCGGGUCUACCUGCCGCAAACUCACGAUGCUUCCGUCUGCCAAAGACUCUUCGGGCGUCCCAGGCUCACGGACAGGUGUGGGUUUCGUCUGGGGCAAAGCCAGCGAGAGGCCAGUUCUCCGCUCCACGGGCUUUAGUGUGCUGAAAGAGCACUACAGCGGGCUUUACCCUCCUCCAUUCAGAUUGCGGCGGGAUCUCUCCACGAGUUGAACAUGGAAAUAAAGCAGAGCUAUAUGCUUAACCCA
Messenger RNA from Gekko japonicus, 3046 nucleotides. RefSeq names its product eukaryotic translation initiation factor 3 subunit B (gene EIF3B). Gene Ontology annotation, molecular function: translation initiation factor activity; RNA binding; translation initiation factor binding. NCBI's taxonomy places the organism in Eukaryota, Metazoa, Chordata, Lepidosauria, Squamata, Gekkonidae. Gene Ontology annotation, cellular component: eukaryotic translation initiation factor 3 complex. The transcript is spliced from 21 exons. The record is from RefSeq and is a predicted model, not a curated record. Gene Ontology annotation, biological process: translational initiation. Bases 1 to 2448 code for a protein of 815 amino acids.